Tachysurus fulvidraco (yellow catfish) is the source of this 2904-nucleotide messenger RNA. RefSeq names its product double PHD fingers 3 (gene dpf3). Gene Ontology annotation, biological process: nervous system development. The record is from RefSeq and is a predicted model, not a curated record. Gene Ontology annotation, cellular component: nBAF complex. Bases 683 to 1849 code for a protein of 388 amino acids. NCBI's taxonomy places the organism in Eukaryota, Metazoa, Chordata, Actinopteri, Siluriformes, Bagridae. The transcript is spliced from 12 exons.
CUACUUAGGGCGCGGCUUAACGCACACUAGUCCCCUACCUAGGGCCCUAUUUAUCCAAUAGAAAUCAGAGCAGUUCAUGUCAACCUUUGGUUUCCUUGUUCACUUGUUCCCGCCUACUCGAUGCUUAUUGGUCAGGUUGUAUCACUUCUAAACGUGAUUGGUUAGUUCUGAUGUCGGUCAUAUUGGUUUAAAAAAGUAGCACGGUCAAGACAAAAACAGAACAAAACAAAAAAGUACACAUUCUAUAUGCUUAUCCAAAUGUAGGUUGAAAUAUAUGCAAGAUUUAUUAAAACGUUGCAAAGGUUUGGUUGGAUCCGUGUUUUCAGACGUAACAAUAAAAAUAAUAUAAAUGAAAUAUCACAAAAUGUGAAAAAAAAUCUGUAUAAUUUUGUUUUCAGUAUAUAUAUAUGCGGAUAAAUGUCACUAUAUAGCUAAAAAAUAUAGUCCAAAUGUGCUUUAUACCAAAAAAAAAAGAAACAAGAGAAAAACCAUGCCUUUGUGUAAAUGUAUAAAUGUACAUUUAUAAUGGUUUUGACAGCUUGUCUAAGCCACGCCCAUGUCUCGAAUUCUGACAUCCUAUUGGCUGGACACUGAGCCUCGUAUAGAUUUCUGUCUCUGUUUUUUUCCCUAAGGUUCCCAAAAAAGUCUAAGAUUUGGGUUUAUUGGGUUACAGUGUGGCAACAUGGCGACUGUCAUUCACAAUCCACUAAAAGCUCUCGGAGAUCAGUUCUAUAAGGAAGCCAUCGAGCACUGUCGCAGCUACAACGCCCGUCUGUGUGCCGACCGCAGCAUCCGAAUGCCGUUCCUGGACUCGCAGACAGGCGUGGCUCAGAACAACUGCUACAUCUGGAUGGAGAAGCGACACAGAGGGCCAGGACUAGGUGCGGGUCAGAUGUACACCUACCCCGCCCGCUGUUGGAGAAAGAAGAGGCGACUGCAUCCACCAAUCGACCCUCAGCUCAGACUGUGUGAACUCAGGCUUGAAGCUGAGUUGAUGUCUAAGAGAGAGACUCCCCCGGCCGAGGCCACGGCCCUGGAGUCUCUGAUCAGAGGAGACGCUCUUCUGGACAAAAGGAACAGCAGCUCCAAGGAAGAAGAAACUCUGCUGGAGAUUCAGAGGGUGCUGGAGGCUGACGAACAUGGAGACGGUUUCCAUGACGAUGAUGAGUUGGAGGUGGAGACGAGGAAGAGGAAGCAGAGAAGUAAAGGCAGGGGUCGAGGUUCGAGCCGUAAGAAGACAGAGACUGGGACUUGUGACGAUCAGGACAAACCCUACGUGUGUGACAACAGACACAAACAAAAAAGUGUUGACUCAGUUUGUGGUAAGCGUUAUAAGAAUCGGCCCGGUCUGAGCUACCACUACACCCACACACACCUGGCUGAGGAAGAAGGAGAGGAGGAGAGAGAACCUGAGAUCCCUCAAUCACCAGCAGAACAUAAGACUCAAAACCACAAGUUGCAGAAGGGACCUGACAGUGGAGUCAUCGCUAAUGACUACUGUGACUUCUGUCUCGGGGACUCGGGCUCUAACAGGAAGACCGGCCAAGCCGAGGAGCUGGUGUCAUGUUCGGACUGCGGACGCUCAGGUCAUCCGACUUGUCUCCAGUUCACAGAGAACAUGAUGCAUGCAGUCAGGACAUACCAGUGGCAGUGUAUCGAGUGUAAAUCCUGCAGCCUGUGUGGCACCUCAGAGAACGACGAUCAGCUCCUGUUCUGUGAUGACUGUGAUCGGGGAUAUCACAUGUACUGCCUCAAACCUCCCAUGACUCAGCCGCCUGAAGGAAGCUGGAGCUGCCAUCUUUGUUUGGACUUACUAAAGGACAAAGCGUCUGCUUUUGGAGAACCGUAAACAAAAGAAAACACAGUACAUCAUCUCUACAUCGCACAACAUCAUGCACAAACCCUGCAGAAGUCUACCUCACAACACUGGAGGAAACAAAAGAAGACAAAUGAAAGAGUAAAAGCACGAGAGGUCACGAGAACGACACCCUGCAGCACGAGUCAACAUGUCAGCUUCAAAAAGAUCUUUCUAGCAAAUGACAUCAAACUAAUAAGACAUAAAAACUUUUACAUGUAUUUUAAUGCACUCAAUUUUUUUAAAUAUAUUUAUAUUUUUAUGUAUUUAUAUAUCUGUUUAGCUUUAUACUCCACCCCCUUUCUUUUUACAUAUAAAAAGCAACCACAGAUUUUUCUUUCCAAUUGUAAUUCAUUUUUAAAGGCACCAGAAAGAUUACAAACACCCCAUUUAAAUACUGUACAUUGUCCAAAUAUACACAUAUAUUUACAAAAUUUUUAAAAUACAAGAAUUUCAAAUAUGAUGAAGGAAAAAUGUUGCUGUAUGUUUAGUGUGUAUCUUCUGUUAGAUUAGUGAUAAUAUACUCCUGCUCUUCUUCCUCUUCCUUCAUCAUAUAUUAUCAUCUUGUCAUCCCCACCUGCCUAGCCGUGUGCCUUGUUCCCCCCACCUGCCUCAUCGUGUGCCUUACUCCCCCCACCUGCCUCGUCCUGUGCCUUGCUCCCCCACCUGCCUCAUCCUGUGCCUUGCUCCCCCCACCUGCCUCGCCAUGUCACUUGCUUCCCCCACCGCCUCAUCCUGUGCCUUGCUCCCCCCACCUGCCUCGCCAUGUGACUUGCUUCGCCCAUCUGCCUCGUUGUGUGCCUUGCUCCCCCCACCUGCCUCGCCAUGUGAUUUGCUCCCACCACCUGCCUCGUUGUGUGCCUUGCUCUCCCCACCUGCCUCGCCAUGUGACUUGCUCCCCCCACCUGCCUCGCCGUGUGCCUUGCUCCCCCCUCCUGGAUCUCGUGGGAAUUCUCAUCUUUUGUCAAGUCUUUUUUUUUGUCUUGUGUUUUGUCUGUGUUUUAUUUAAUAAAUCAGCUUAUUUUAGCUAUCCUGCAUUUGGGGUCUGU